Messenger RNA from Punica granatum (pomegranate), 2027 nucleotides. NCBI's taxonomy places the organism in Eukaryota, Viridiplantae, Streptophyta, Magnoliopsida, Myrtales, Lythraceae. The record is from RefSeq and is a predicted model, not a curated record.
CUUUCUCUCUCUCUAGAUUUCUCUUCCAAUCAGAUCACACCAAAAUUUCCUCUCUUUCUCUCUCUCUCUGUCUCUCUAAAAAGCUUUCACCUUGGUGGAGUUUGAGCUGCUCUUGAGCUGAGCUGCUGCUGUUAAUGGAGCUUUACCACUCGGAAAAUUAAAGCGUUCAAAAGGUACGGUUCGUUGGCGUGUCAGCUCAAUGUGGGUGCUUCCCAGCUCGAUCCGUUGAUCCCCUCAUUGUACAAACCGUGUGGAAUGCCCUGAAGCCUUGUCCAUUACCUUCACUAUGGUAUUCAGAAUUGCCGGAUUAUAUAUGAAAUGAGUCAAAUGAAAAUAUCAAGGCCAAAACCUCCUCUCGUUCCCCUUGGGACAUUGAUUGGUCAUGAACUUAGGAGUGGGAAGGUGGAGAAGCCUCAUGUGAAGUAUGGACAAGCUGCUUUGGCCAAAAAGGGAGAAGAUUACUUUCUGAUAAAGCCUGAUUGUCAAAGGAUUCCUGGGGACCCAUCAACGUCAUUCUCGGUUUUUGCGAUAUUUGACGGACAUAAUGGUAUAUCAGCAGCUAUCUUUGCGAAAGAGAACCUACUGGAUAAUGUUUUGAGUGCAAUUCCUCCAGCAGUGAGCAGGGACGAGUGGCUUCAAGCCCUACCCCGGGCACUUGUUGCGGGUUUUGUCAAGACCGACAUAGAAUUUCAGCAGAAAGGGGAAACUUCAGGAACAACGGUGACAUUUGUUGUCAUUGAUGGGUGGACAAUAACUGUUGCAUCGGUUGGGGAUUCACGAUGCAUAUUGGAUACACAAGGGGGUGUGGUUUCUCUCUUGACUGUUGAUCACAGGCUGGAAGAAAAUGUGGAAGAGAGGGAACGUGUCACUGCAAGUGGUGGUGAAGUGGGAAGGCUUAAUAUCUUUGGCGGAAAUGAGGUUGGCCCCCUGCGCUGUUGGCCUGGAGGAUUAUGCCUUUCGAGGUCAAUUGGCGACACAGAUGUAGGAGAAUUCAUUGUCCCAAUUCCACAUGUUAAACAAGUGAAGCUUUCUAAUGCUGGGGGAAGACUUAUAAUUGCUUCUGACGGUAUCUGGGACGCCUUAUCAUCUGAUUUAGCUGCCAAGUCUUGUCGGGGCUUAUCUGCUGUUCUUGCUGCUAAGCUGGUUGUCAAGGAGGCACUACGGUCAAGAGGCCUCAAGGAUGACACAACCUGCUUGGUGGUUGAUAUCAUCCCAUCUGACAACCCUAUUUUACCUCCGACACCAAAGAAGAAGCAAAGCUUUCUCGGCUCGCUUUUCUUUACCAAAAAGUCACAGAAUGGUACGAACAAAGCUACAAGUAAGCUAUCUGCUGUUGGGGCUGUAGAGGAAUUAUUUGAAGAGGGUUCCGCUAUGCUCGAUGAGAGGCUGGGUAAGAAUUUUCCUCCCAACCAGAACUCAGGUUCAUACAGAUGUGCUGUUUGCCAAGUCAACCAACCUCCUGCUGACAAUGUAACGGCAAAUUCCGGGCCUUUAUUCUUGCCUGCAUCACAGCCGUGGGAGGGCCCCUACCUCUGCCCUACUUGUCAGAAGAAGAAAGAUGCAAUGGAAGGGAAAAAAGCGAGCAAGCCUGCCACGGCAGCAGCUUAGAGAAUUUGUCUGGUGAUAUAUAGUUAAUAAAUAUUCAUAUCGAUUCUUUUUCUCUGGCAGUGUGAGCAGCAUCAUUCGGUUUUUCUUUUCUCAAAUGGGUGAUUGCAAUAGAAGUGUGUGAGGAAAUAUGAGACAGGAAAACGAAGGAAGAAAGGUGUUUCCGGAGAUAUUGCUAAAGAGUUCGUGUUUGAUGACAUAUUACUGCUACUACAGCUACUAGUAGUUUGUGCUCAGCUGUUAGACCCGACUAACUGAGAAGACUCAUCCGCAUCCGGUGAACUAUCGUUUCCUAUAGUUUGCUUGCUAACAGCUUGAAUUUGUAAAGCAAGACGAACAGUUCGUCCAUAUAUUGAGAUGUCCAAAAUGAAUUUUGUGUGUCAUGUUAUACUAGAAAAGCACACGGGCAGUCCUUUCCUCCC